Beta vulgaris subsp. vulgaris (sugar beet) is the source of this 2195-nucleotide messenger RNA. RefSeq names its product protein ZINC INDUCED FACILITATOR-LIKE 1. Gene Ontology annotation, biological process: regulation of stomatal closure; transmembrane transport. Bases 255 to 1721 code for a protein of 488 amino acids. The transcript is spliced from 18 exons. Gene Ontology annotation, molecular function: solute:potassium antiporter activity. The record is from RefSeq and is a predicted model, not a curated record. Gene Ontology annotation, cellular component: plant-type vacuole membrane; plasma membrane. Lineage: Eukaryota; Viridiplantae; Streptophyta; Magnoliopsida; Caryophyllales; Amaranthaceae.
ACAAAACGUGCGUGACGCAUGUGCUGAUGAUUCAUCUGGCCUUCGUUCAAUAGAACGUCUCUAUAUUUCGUUUUGAUGACUAGCAGAUCAUAAGAAAGCUAAGGCAUCUUCAAGGACAAACAGCCGUAACAUUAUUGUAGACUGGUACUACUUCCAGCAGUUUUUCCACAUAUUUCUCAAAUCUCCAUAUAUAUCAUAUAUGUUGGUCAAGUGAGUUUAGUUGAGGGUGAGAAAUAUUAUCAAUUAAAGGAAAAAUGGAGGAUGGUCAGAGCAAAAUCCACUUAUUAGAGAAAGUAUACUAUGAAGGUUGUCCUGGAUGUAAGAUCGAAAAGCGAAAAGAUACUCAAGAGGAAAUUCCAUGGAAGACUCUGAUUAGCAUUUGGAUUAUCGUGCUUUGCAAUGCGCUGCCGAUAUCUUCGCUCUUUCCAUUCCUUUACUUUAUGAUUAGGGAUUUCCAUAUAGCUGAGCGAGAGGAAGAUGUAGGAUAUUAUGCUGGUUUUGUUGGAUCUGCUUUCAUGCUUGGAAGGGCUUUGACUUCUAUUUUCUGGGGAAUGCUUGCAGAUCGAUAUGGUCGAAAGCCUAUUAUCAUUAUAGGAACUAUAGCUGUGGUAAUUUUCAACACAAUGUUUGGAUUGAGUGUAAAUUUCUGGAUGGCAAUUUCCGCGAGAUUUCUUUUAGGAAGCUUAUGUGGAUUGCUUGGGCCAGCAAAGGCAUAUAUAUCUGAGAUUUGUCGGGAAGAACAUCAGGCUGUAGGCAUGUCCAUGAUUACAUCUGCUUGGGGCAUAGGAUUGAUUAUUGGGCCAGCCCUUGGAGGUUUACUUGCUCAGCCUGCAGAAAAAUAUCCCCAUAUAUUCUCUAAAGAGUCAUUGUUUGGAAGAUUUCCAUACUUAUUGCCCUGCCUUUUCAUCUCUAUUUUUGCGACGAUAGUAACUAUCAGUGCAUUUUGGCUUCCGGAGUCAUUGCACAUGCACAAAUCAAAGAAUACACCAGGGGAUGAAUCAUAUGAAGAACUGGAAGCUGCAAGUCGCAAGACAUGUGAGGAGAGCAUUGGGAUUGAGGAUAAAGAAAGAGGAGUGAAUCCUGAGAAAAGCUUAUACAAAAAUUGGCCCCUGAUUUCCUCAAUCAUUGUGUAUUGUGUCUUUUCACUUCAUGAUAUGGCUUAUACUGAGAUAUUUUCGUUGUGGGCAGUUAGCCCAAGGAAAAUAGGGGGAUUAAGCUAUUCAUCAGAGGCCGUCGGCGUAAUUCUUUCUAUCACGGGUUUUGGAAUGUUGAUAAAUCAGCUCUUCUUAUAUCCAAGUUUUAGCAGAUACUUAGGCCCCGUUAUGGUAACUCGGAUUUGCGGGGUGUUAGCAAUACCUGUAUUACAGAGUUACCCUUUCAUAGCAUUGUUAUCAGGGCUAAGCCUUAGUAUCUUGUUAAAUUCUGCAUCUGCAAUCAAGAAUUGUUUAUCGAUGUGCAUCAUCACGAGCACAUUUAUUCUCCAAAACAGAGCUGUGGAGCAGCAUCAACGUGGAGCUGCUAACGGCAUUUCUAUGACUUUUAUGUCCCUUUUCAAAGCAAUUGGUCCAGCUUGUGGCGGUGCACUGUUGUCGUGGUCAGAGACGCGACAAGAUGUUGCUUUUCUCCCAAGCACCCAUAUGGUAUUCACCCUCCUCAACGUCGUCGAAAUAGUAGGAGUGUUGUUGACAUUAAAACCUUUUCUAGUGGAACGAAAGAACUAAUUUGUGCAAAGUUACUAAUGCCAUUAUAGACUUAUAAAUAGUCUCACACGGCAAUUUGAGGCUUGCAAAGUGCCAUCUUAGAGUGCAACAUUGUACUAAUAGAAAUUAAAAAUUCUUAGCUCAUUAGCGCAUCAAAGGAAUUUUUUUUUUGGUCUUUCUUAGAUUGGUAAGGAGAAGUGUUUUACUGGAAUAGAUGCUCACAAGUUAAUAUGUUAUGACGUACUCCGCUCGAAUGAGGCUGAGGAUAAUAGGAAUGCUUGUAUAUAAGGACAUAAUUCAUGUUCUGAUCUCCCUGCAGAGUUAAAUUAUUAUGUAAUUCCAUUUGUAUGUACUACUUUGUUUUAGCAAAUUUAUCAAAAACUACCAUAAAAUAUAAAAUCUUCUGAAAAACUACAUUCUAAAGAAAAUACUUCUUCUGUUGUUUAAAGGUUGCAACAUUCUGACUUUUGCUCUAUUCAUGUAUGACCUUUGACU